Xiphophorus couchianus (Monterrey platyfish) is the source of this 5006-nucleotide messenger RNA. It is a transcript of the gene zfyve28, whose product is annotated as zinc finger, FYVE domain containing 28. The coding region runs from base 329 to 3283 and encodes 984 amino acids. The record is from RefSeq and is a predicted model, not a curated record. Gene Ontology annotation, molecular function: metal ion binding. Gene Ontology annotation, cellular component: early endosome membrane. NCBI's taxonomy places the organism in Eukaryota, Metazoa, Chordata, Actinopteri, Cyprinodontiformes, Poeciliidae. The transcript is spliced from 15 exons. Gene Ontology annotation, biological process: negative regulation of epidermal growth factor-activated receptor activity.
GUGACCGUCAUGAAGUAACGUUAACGGGGGGACAGAACAGAACAGAGCGGAGCAGAUCCGUCAGUCGGUUAGUGUCCGGGGGAACGAGGCAGACUGAGCGUCGGAAAAGAGGAAAAAUGGGAAUAACUCCCCGUAGAUGUGCUUUGUUCCGGUCCACAUCCACGGUGUAGACUCGGAGAACCAACCGUACACCGUGUCUGGUUCUCCGGCUGACAGCGGAUCCGCCGCAGCUAGCUGGGUUAGCAGCCCGCCGUCACCGUGAGGCUCCCGACCGACCGGGCGGGCGGCAGAGGAGAGCUGAGGAGGGGCUGUGACAAAGGAAGGAGCCAUGAACCGCUUCAGAAAGUGGCUCUAUAAACCCAAGAGGACGGACCCGCAGCUUCUGGCCCAGUUCUAUUAUGCCGACGAAGAGCUCAACCAGGUGGCCACUGAGCUGGACAGCCUGGACGGCAGGAAGGACCCUCAGAGAUGCACGCUGCUGGUCAACCAGUUCCGGUCCUGCCAGGACAACGUGUUGAACAUCAUCAGCCAGAUCAUGGAUGAAUGCAUCCCCAACGACCGCGCCAACAGAGACUUCUGCGUCAAAUUCCCCGAGGAGAUUCGCCAUGACAACUUGGCGGGACAGCUGUGGUUCGGAGCUGAGUGUUUGGCUGCAGGCUCCAUCAUCAUGAACAGGGAGAUAGAGAGCAUCGCCAUGAGACCCCUGGCGAAAGACCUGACGCGCAGCCUGGAGGAGGUGCGCAGCAUCACCAGAGACCAGGCACUGCGAGACCUCAACUACUACACAGACCGCAUGAAGGACGCUUUACGACAUUUCGACAGCCUUUUCGCUGAGUUUGAGCUCAGCUAUGUGUCAGCCAUGGUGCCUGUGAAAAGUCCCAAAGAAUACGACGUGCAGCAGGAGGUGAUUGUCCUCUUCUGUGAAACUGUUGAACGGGCACUCAGGCUGGGCUACCUCACCCAGGACAUGAUCGAUGACUACGAACCUGCUCUGAUGUUUACCAUUCCCAGACUGGCCAUUGUUUGCGGGCUGGUCGUUUAUCCUGAGGGACCUCUUAACCUCGACCGGAAAUCUGAGGACAUGUCGGAGCUCUUCAGGCCUUUUCGUACUUUAUUGAAGAAAAUCAGAGAUCUCCUGAAGACUCUGACUGAGGAGGAGCUGCUGAGUCUGGAGAAGAACCUGUGCAUCUCCCAGGACGGGGAGUUGGCCUCAAACGGCAUCCCGGUUCCGGUCCAGGAGAAUCCGUCUUCCCACAGCCUCGCCAACGACGCCUCCAACGGGCAGGGCAGCGGGGAAGAAGACCCGCUCCCCGUGUUCGUCUCCCCUGAUCAGGACAAGGAGUUGGCGGAGGUGGAGAGCGGCUGGGAGGAGGUGGAAACCCAAAACGGCGAGGAGGAGCCGGAGCAGGGCCUGCUGUGCGAGGAGGCGGAGGAGGCGGAGCUGGCCUGCUCCAUGCAGUACGACGAGGAGGAGCUGGAGCAGCUCAACAUGAUGGUGUACAGGGUGGGGGACGAAAUGUCCACGCUGCUGUCCCCGCCCAGCCAGGGCCAGUCCCCGGCCCGCCGGCCCAGCAGGGGGGAGCCCGCCGGCUCCAGCGGGGCCUCCAGCACCCAGGCGUCGCCACGCAGGAUGGCGGCGAACCGAAUCAGAACCGGCGUCUACGUGGAGGAGGAGGAUCGGGUUUUCUUCAUGGAGGAUGUCGACGCGGCAGGAGACGGCAGCUGCAUCGUGUCUCCUAAAGCCCUGCCUAAAGGAUCGACGCCUCCACUGCAGCAGAAACCCGGACCCGGUUCUGGUAUCAACGGAUGGAGCUCUGCCACAACGUCGGAGCAGCCCUGUCCCACGGCAAAACGCCCCCUCUGCUCCCACGCACCCCGCAAUGAGCCGCUGCCUUACAGCAACGGCUGGGACAGGGGGUUAGAGGGCACUGCGUCGGAAACGGCGGAGGUCAUCGCCCACCGCAUGGGCGGGAUGAAGCUGUCGGCCACCGUCAUCUUCAACCCGCGCUCACCCAGCCUGACGGAGCUGGCCGUGGACAAGCUGCUGCUGCCCCGGCCCGCUGCAUCUGAGAUCGAGCCCUGCGGCCCCCUAGUGGCCACUCACUGUCUGCUGAACUCCUGCGUGUGCUGCGGGAGCUGCGAGGACGCUCAUGAAGACGGCGGCGUUGCCUCGGAUACCGCCGGCUUGGAGCUGGGCCUAGCUCUGGGUCUGGACAAACACUGCAAGAGGCCGGCGUCCAGCGCCGUCAUCCAGUCCGCUGCCUGCCAGCUGCCGCCACGCGCCCACCAGCGGUUCGCUAAGGGCGAGCUCGCCCAGCAGACUCCCCCGUCCGCCCGCCGCCCUGGGGAUCCGCCAGCGGAGCGCUCAGAUUCGCUGCUCUGUGACAAGUGCCUGGUGGCUCCAGGUCGGGGCUCCAGAGGAGGCCAGGGAGCGUCAACGUUCAGCCGCCAACUGAGCCACGACAGGAGGCAGCAAGCCGGCGAAGCCCGGCAGCGAGAGAACAACCUGGACAACGACAGAAUAGACAAUAAGGAGCCCAAGGAGGACAUUAGGAGAUGCUUCAGUUUUCAGAAGUCGCCCCUCAGCUCUGUGUCAGGUAGUGACUGCGACAGUGUGUCGGUCACCACAUGUAGUCUGUCGAGCAGUGCUUACACUCCAAGCCCCGUCAGCAGCCUGACUCCGAGCUCAGGGACUUCGGAGGACCUGGACCAGCAGGAGAUCAGGCUGGCCCUGCAGGACGCCAGGGUGGCAGCGAGGAGCAAGAUCCGCUCCCGGUUUCACAGCAGCAGUGACCUCAUCCACCGUCUCUUCGUUUGCAUAUCAGGCGUCGCCGAUCAGCUGCAGACCAACUACGCCAGCGACCUGCGAAGCAUCCUGAAGACUCUCUUUGAAGUAAUGGCGACGAAGUGCGAGCAAGGAGACAACAAUAAGCAAAAAAAGGUAGGCCCUGUUCUGCGCAGUGCGGUGCUGGAGGAUUGUGCUCUCUGUCAGGAAACUAUUUCUUCAUCAGAAUUGGCAGCCAAAGCCCGGGAAGGACAGUUCGAAGAUCCUCCAGACUGGGUCCCCGACGACGCCUGCAACUCCUGCAUUACCUGCAAGGCUCCCUUCACCGUCAUUCGCAGGAAGCAUCACUGUAGGAGCUGUGGAAAGAUCUUCUGCUCCCGCUGCUCAUCCCACUCGGCUCCGCUGCCGCGGUACGGCCAGGUGAAGCCCGUCCGGGUCUGCACCCACUGCUACAUGUUUCAUGUCACGCCUUUCUACAGCGACAAGCCCGCCAUCUGAUCCCAGGUCAGAACCAAAAAGCACACCGUCUGCUCCAAGAGCAUAAUAUGCAACGGACAGAUUCACUCCACAGUGCUCCAGAUAAACCUUAAAGGUCAUGAUUGUAGUUGCUGACCUCAGCCGCAGGGAGCGGAGAGUCCAGCCCAGAACCUCGGGUCUGAUUGUAGGAAUGCCGAGGCGUCAGCAGAACUGAAAGUCCAAUCGCUCUGCAGUCUGCUUCACAGAAUCAGAACAUUUUUCUCUUCUGCAGGUGUGAAUAAUCAAGCUUCCUGUUUGCUUCUGUGAGCUUCCCACAUGUGUCCCGGUGCUGGCGCUCCAACAGAACUCAGAUCAGUAGAGCUGGACGAUACGGCUUCAAAGUUUAAUCUGAGAUCUGGUUUCCAAUUUUUUUCUUUUCUAAUAAAUAAAUUAAUAUUUGUAUUUCAAUUAUCUCUUCUGCAAACUGUACGACAGAGUAUCAGAGCCAGGCUACAAAAUGUUUUUUAAUUAUGAGAAUAAAAUAAUGUUAGCAGAAUAAUAACACAAUUUUACCAAAAGAACAUCUUAAAAUUACAGGAAAAUACAUUUUAAUGAGAAAAGACUUCUAUUUAUCAGGAUCUGACAUGAGCAGAUCAGUUUGUUGUUCUAAAUAGAAACAUUAAUUUCAAAGUCCUGCUAUUGAUACUAAUUUAAUGCUGACAUGUUAAUUUUUUAAAAUUAUUUUCACAUCUUAAACCGAUACUAAAGUAUAACUUCACAAAAUGCUGAACAUUUUAAUUUUUGUUUCUUUUCAUGCCAGAGUUUUCAUUAAAUUACAAAUUCAUCCUUCUAAAAAUGACAUCUUUAUUCUGGUAAUUCUUCAACUUUAUUGUUGUACGACUUUAUUCUGGUAAUAUUAUGACCUUAAUUUUAAAUAAAAUUGUAGCCUGGCCCUAAUAUUUCAUCGUAGAGUUAAACUGAAUUCAAAAUCCAAAUAAAUACAAGCUUUAAACAUGCUUGUCAAACAGGAUGGCCGCCCUGGCCGCGCUCACGUCUGAAUGAUAGAAACCCCAGGAACACAUUAGUAAAAAAAAUCCAGAUUUCCCAAAAAAUUAAUCUUCAAAAGCCAAAAAUCCGAUUAAUCGAUCAAAUCGAUUUAUUGCCCAUCCUUACGGGUCGGAUCAGACGAAUGUAAGUCAACCACCAUGUAAAUAAUGAUUCUAUCUGCAAGCAACAGAGCCACUAAACAAACUCAGCAGGCUGAAACUGAAACACAGGUAUCUUUUGAUAUGAGCUUUGUGAGGAGUUUAGUUUUUCUAACGUGAUGAAUGUCUAACUGUGUUUGGGAGACGAAGUCUGGAUCGUAACUUAGCAUCGAGUUUGUUGCACUGAGAAAAAACAUAAAGUCUUACCACGUAUUUUUUACUAAUUUCUAGUUCAAACAUUUUGGUACAUUUGAAGUGAGACAAAACUAACUGAAAAGUAACUUUUUAGCAAAAUAGAAGAGCUUGUUUUAAGUCAAUAAUUCCUUAAUAUUAAUGAAAAAUAAUAGAUCCAGUGGCAGAGUGUUUCACUUAAAACAUGGGAAAAUGUUUUGUUAUGAAUUAAAUAAUCUGCCAGUAGUGCUAGAACUUUUUCAUUGCUAGUAAGGAAUUAUUGACUUGAAACAAACUCUUACAUCUUGAAGAAAAGCUACUUCUAAGUUACUUGAUGUCUUAUUUUACGUGUACUAAGAUAUUUGCGAUUAGGGCCGUUGAAGACUGAC